AUGCUCAGAAACUUUGGUAAAUUGAGUACGAUUCUUCCGCUUAGAAAUAUGUCAUCUCCUGUGAUUCUUCGAUCUUCGGAAAGUAUUGGUCCUAUUGAGGAGCUGAUCAUAGCCAAAAUAACAUCCGCCUUGAACCCAACAUACUUGAAGAUUGCCAAUGACUCUCACAAGCACAGUCAUCAUAAGCCAAUGCAAACUGCUUCUAAUAUCCGCGAGUCACACUUCAGAAUUGAAGUUGUCAGCGACAAUUUUGAAGGUAAGAACAUGCCCUCUAGGCACAGAGUGGUGUACCAGCUUUUGAACGAUGAAUUUGAGAAUAAGGGUUUACAUGCUUUGCAAAUGAAAACACGCACAACCAAGGAAGCUGAAAAAUUGAAAAAGUAUUAA
Sungouiella intermedia is the source of this 387-nucleotide messenger RNA. The record is from the annotation of a GenBank genome assembly. Lineage: Eukaryota; Fungi; Ascomycota; Pichiomycetes; Serinales; Metschnikowiaceae.